Molecule: messenger RNA, 442 nt
Organism: Syzygium oleosum
Lineage: Eukaryota; Viridiplantae; Streptophyta; Magnoliopsida; Myrtales; Myrtaceae
Product: sugar transport protein MST5-like
Exons: 3
Coding region: 164-442 (92 amino acids)
Biological process (GO): transmembrane transport
Cellular component (GO): membrane
Molecular function (GO): carbohydrate transmembrane transporter activity
Source: RefSeq, a predicted model, not a curated record
AAUAGGAAGUGAAUGCCUGCUUCUCUAUAAAGACCCAACAAGUGACUUCUUCUUCUUCUUCAUUUCCUUGAUUUAAUCUUUCUUCUUCUGUUUCCCACUCUUGCAUUUGCCUCUGCACUUACAUGUUUGAUGAACAGUAGAUACAGACUGUAGCUUAAGCAAUAUGGCAGGCGGUGGUCUCGUUACCGGUCCCGGAAAGAACUAUCCGGGCAAUCUCACGUGCAGGGUUUUCAUCACCUGCAUCGUCGCCGCGACCGGGGGUUUGAUCUUCGGCUAUGAUCUCGGCAUAUCAGGUGGAGUGACGUCGAUGGACUCCUUCUUGAAGGAGUUCUUCCCGUCGGUCUACCAGAAGGAGUCGUCCGUGAAGCCAUCGGACGAUCAGUACUGCAAAUUCAACAGCCAGAUCCUGACCCUGUUCACCUCAUCCGUCGGUGCCUCUUAA